AUGGCCCUUUUCAAGGUGAUUUUGACGGCAUUUGCUGCCUUAUCAGCUGUCGAUGCUGCAAGGCUUCUUAGCUCCCCGAAUGAUAAGGAUGUUGUCCCAAACUCCUACCUUGUGGUUAUGAAAGACUCUGUCACAUCUGCUGAAUUUGAUUCCCAUGUGACGUGGGCUACCGACCUUCACGGUGAGAGUGUUAGCAGGCGAGGUGCUGACGGCCUAAACGGUUUCAAAUAUUCAUACAAGAUCAACGGAUGGCAUGCGUACAGCGGAUCUUUCCAUCAGGAAACUCUUGAUGAGAUCCUUAAUAACGACAAGGUCGACUUCGUUGAGCAUGAUCGCUAUGUUUACAUCAGCGGUUUUGUCACCCAAAAGGAUGCACCGUCCUGGGGACUUGGAAGAGUCUCUCAUCGCCAUAACGGCACCCGUGAUUAUGUGUACGAUGAAAGGGCAGGAAAGGGUAUCACUUUCUAUGGAGUUGACACCGGGAUUGAUAUCCACCACCCCGACUUCGGUGGCCGUGCCGUCUGGGGUACCAAUGUUGUCAACGGUACUAAAGACAAUGAUCGCCAGGGCCAUGGAACGCACACCGCAGCCACUGCUACCGGAACUAAAUACGGUCUUGCUAAGAAUGCAAACGUAGUUGCUGUGAAGGCUCUUAAUGACUAUGGUGCUGGGCUAUGGAGUAACAUCAUGAAAGCUCUCGAGUGGUGUGUUGAAGACGCCACCAAGAAGAAUAUCAUCGGAAAGGCUGUCUUGAAUUUGUCUAUCAGUGGUGGAAAAGUGGUAGCAGCCAACCAGGCAGUCACUAAGACCGCAAAGGCCGGAAUAUUUGUUUCCGUCGCAGCUGGUAAUGACAACCAAGAUGCUACCAACAAGAGUCCCGCUUCCGCUGAAGGGGUGUGCUGUGCUGCCGCUACCACCAUCAGGGACGAUAAGGCAAAGUUCUCUAACUACGGAUCAGUUGUGAAAAUUUAUGCUCCCGGCCAAGGAAUCACCUCCGCUACCCCUAACAACUCCACCGGGGUCAUGUCGGGAACCUCCAUGGCUGCUCCACAUGUUGGCGGUGUUGGUGCUACACUCAUGGCUUCCAAGGGCAUUGCUCCGGCUGAUCUCUGUGCGGAGCUUAUCAAGGUGGCUUCUGGUCCCGUGCAGAACCCAGGUAGCAGCACCACCAACAAGCUUCUCUACAACGGCAGCGGUCAGUAG
Messenger RNA from Microsporum canis CBS 113480, 1203 nucleotides. RefSeq names its product pen c 1. The record is from RefSeq and is a predicted model, not a curated record. The transcript is spliced from 4 exons. Gene Ontology annotation, biological process: proteolysis. The coding region runs from base 1 to 1203 and encodes 400 amino acids. Gene Ontology annotation, molecular function: serine-type endopeptidase activity. Lineage: Eukaryota; Fungi; Ascomycota; Eurotiomycetes; Onygenales; Arthrodermataceae.